This is a messenger RNA of Naumovozyma castellii, 1869 nucleotides long. It is a transcript of the gene ARX1, whose product is annotated as putative hydrolase. Bases 1 to 1869 code for a protein of 622 amino acids. Lineage: Eukaryota; Fungi; Ascomycota; Saccharomycetes; Saccharomycetales; Saccharomycetaceae. The transcript has a single exon. The record is from RefSeq and is a predicted model, not a curated record.
AUGAAAAACUUUUCAAAUCGAAAAAAAAUAACUAGUGAGAUGCGAUGCGAUGAGAUGAGCUUAAAGGACCAUUGUAUAAAUUUUGAAGCGCUGUUCAACCUACGUACAUUAAGAAACCCAAGUAUCAGAUCAGUAAUGGCUUUGGCAAUUUCCCAUGAGGAUACCGAGAUCUUAUUGAAGGACAAGAAUGUCUUACAAGAAUCAGUGUUAGAUAAAUAUAGAGUUGCGGGCCAAAUUUCACAAACUGCUUUGAAAUAUGUUACAGGUUUAAUUAACGAUGCAUACCAUUACAAAACCACUCAACAUCAGUUCACCAUUCCUGAAUUAUGUCUACUCACAGAUUCCUUCAUUUUGACUCGUUUGGAGCAAUAUUAUAAGAAUAAAGUUAACGAGAGAGGUAUUGCUCUUCCAACAACUAUUGAUGUCGAUCAAAUUGCUUCUGGAUGGUGCCCUGAAGUGGAUGAUGUGAAGAAUUUGGAACAUUGGAAUAAAGAAGCCACAGAUUCUCCAUUCACCUCCUCCAUUACUGGUGUAUUAAGAGAAGGUGACAUUGUGAAAAUUUCCCUAGGUGUUCAUAUCGAUGGUUAUACCUCUCAAGUGUCUCAUACUAUGGUUAUUUAUCCAUUAGAUGCCACCACGCAACCAGUUAAACCUGCAGGUCAAUUAUUAGGUGGUAAGGCAGAUGCUAUUGCCGCAGCUCAUAUCGCUAUGGAAACCACUGUUGCAUUAUUAGCAUGUGCUUUAACUCCAGAGAAAUUACCUGUCUCAUUAACUUCAGGUAACGGUCAAGUGACCGGCCAAUUGAUUAGAUUAGUGGUAGAUACCAUUGCUCGUUCUUACAAUUGUGCUGUGGUUCCAAGUUCUCGUGUUCGUAGAAUUAGAAGAUUCUUGGCUGGUCAAAACGAAGGUAUUGUUGCUGAAAGAGAAUAUAAAGGUGUUGUAUGGACGGAAUCUCACCAGGAAGCUCAAUUAUUGGCUAACACCGAGGUGAAAGAUUUGGUCAUGGUAGACCGUUCUAAGGGAUUGCCUGCUGUGGCCUCUGCUGUUCCAGUGGAUGAUUUCGUAGUUAAUGCUGGUGAAGUUUAUUUAAUUGAUUUAAAGAUGGCUCCAUUGGAUCAAUUGACCAAGAAAGGGUUAGUCACUUUGGAGACUGUGGAUUCUUUUUCUGGUAAAUCUCAUAAGAAUAAUCAAUUGAUUGCUAGAUCUGGUUCCUUUGUGAGAGAUUUUGCUCAAUCACAUAUCUUAAAAUUAAAGACUUCCAGACAAUUAUUAUCCAAGAUUGAUAGACAAGGUGUUUACCCUUUCAAACUUUCUCAUUUAUCCUCCAACUUUCCUCUAUCAUCCGAUGAAGAAUUUGAUAACUUAAAGAAUGAAUUGAAAUCAUUUAGACUUGGUAUGAGUGAAAUUUCCAAUAAUUAUCUAUGUGUGGAAACACCAAUACAGGUUGCCAAAUGGGUCCCAUGGGAUCACAUACUGAAAUCCACGAACCCUAAUGGUAAUUUGAGUUAUGACGCCAGUGCCACUUUGACACUACCUGGUCAUGAAUUACCAUUACCUAAAUUAGGAAUCUCUGCUUUGAAAUUGAAAUCUUUAAUCAAGUCCUCGAGAGAAUGUGUGAAUUUGGCCGUGGCUCGUGAAUGUAAUACCGUUAUAUUGUGUGGUUCAGAUGUUAGUAGUAAUGAGAGGCCUGAAUUGUUGAGAUUGACUGGUGGGUCCAAGACAUGUCAACCAAGUUGGAUUCAUUCCACUCAUGAACUGGAUGGUGAAGAUGCUACCGUGCAAGGUAUUUUCCAAUUGGCUGCAUUGGCUAAGGAUAAGAGAUUCGGUUUAUUAUUGAGAGAGACACAACCAAUGAAGCAAAAUGUGUAA